UGAUAAACAAUGGUGUCAUACUGCGGGCGCUCGCUCUCCAGCAAGUAUACACCUUCGCCUCUGCUUCAGAAUAACGGAUGUGUCCUGACGGCGACUCUGAACGGCUGGUCAGAUGGUGGGUGCAGUGAGUGCGACAGUACGAGUAGCAGGCACUACCAGGUGCUGGAAGCUGGGACUGCUGACCAUCGUGACGUUGGUGGUCAGUCAGUUCCUCUUGUUUCAUCUCGGCAGCACUUCCUUCUACUCUCCCAAGUGGUCUGCUUUGGUCGAAUCGCCCACUGAGUUGCCUGUCAAUUUCAAAUUUCUGAAUAUGGAAGAAGAGGAGGAGUCAGAAGAAGACAUCCCCUCCUAUUAUGAUGACGAAGAGGACCAAUGGGCUCGCAGCGGUGAGAAUGUUACAGCCCGCAGAGUCAGGCCUCCGUGCCCUGCCAACCCUCCCGGCCUAGUGGGACGACUCAGGGUGGAAAGGAACCCCCCCACUCUGGAGGAGCUGGAGGACUACCAUCCCGAGCUGACUAAGGGCGGCCACUACUGGCCGAGGAACUGCACGGCGCUCCACAAAGUCGCCAUCAUCAUCCCCUAUCGAGACCGCCGAAACCACCUGGCGGCCCUUGUCCUCCACCUGCACCCCUUCCUGCAGCGGCAGCUGAUCGAGUACAAUAUUUAUGUGGUGGAGCAGGCAGGAAACGGUCCGUUCAACCGAGGUAUGCUGAUGAACGUGGGUUUCACGGAGGCCCUCAAACAGUUCCCCUACGACUGCAUCUUGCUCCAUGACGUAGAUCUUGUGCCGGAGGACGACCGCAACCUUUACACGUGCCCGGAGCCGCCCAGACAUAUGUCGGCCUCCAUCAGCAGCCAUCAUUAUAGACUGAUGUAUGCAGAUUAUUUUGGGGGAGUGAGUGCCAUGACGGCGGAUCAGUACAGAGCCAUCAACGGGUUCAGUAACAAGUUCUGGGGAUGGGGCGGCGAGGACGACGACUUGUUCAGACGCGUCAGAUACCAGAAAAUGAACAUUUCCCGCUACCCCGGCGACCUGGGCCGCUACACCAUGCUCUCACACAAAAAAGCGAAGCCCAGCCCUACCAGACAUCGGGUACUACGUAAAGGGAAGAGAAGGUACAAGACAGACGGCCUCAACAGCCUCAAGUACCAGAUCCUGAAGACUGAGCGGCGACACCUGUUUACCUGGAUGCUCGUGGCUCUGCCCCGCCCCUGAGGCGGCCAAGAUAACGUCCGACCUUGAUUAGAUACUGUAGAUAUUUACUUCCUCUGUUUUAUAUUAAAUUAUUUAACAUAU
Molecule: messenger RNA, 1297 nt
Organism: Eriocheir sinensis (Chinese mitten crab)
Lineage: Eukaryota; Metazoa; Arthropoda; Malacostraca; Decapoda; Varunidae
Product: beta-1,4-N-acetylgalactosaminyltransferase bre-4-like
Exons: 7
Coding region: 113-1216 (367 amino acids)
Biological process (GO): glycosphingolipid biosynthetic process; carbohydrate metabolic process
Molecular function (GO): N-acetyl-beta-glucosaminyl-derivative 4-beta-N-acetylgalactosaminyltransferase activity
Source: RefSeq, a predicted model, not a curated record